CCCUGCGGUAAAUCACUUCCUCCAGCGGGCGUGACAGGUGGCAGGUGGAUGCCGGGUGCUUCCCAGGAGCACUAAGGGCUCUUCUCCGCCGUGGCGUGGCCCGCUUGCCCUGAUACCAGGAGGAGCUCAAGCCACAGCCUCCUGUCUACCACGACCGGGGUACCGGGCAACAUGAGCUGGUCAAGGCAUGUGGGCAAGAUCCGGAAACGCCUGGAAGAGGUCAAGAGCCAGUGGGUCCGGCCGACCAGGGCCGAUUUCAGCGACAAUGAGAGUGCCCGGCUGGCCACAGACGCCCUCUUGGAUGGGGGGCCCGAGGCCUACUGGCAGGCACUCGGCCAGGAAGGUGAGGUCGACUUCUUGUCCUCGGUGGAGGCCCAGUACAUCCAGACCCAGGCCAAGGAGCCCUCUUGUGCCCCGGAGCCCCCAGGAGGGGCAGAGGCCAGCCCCCGGGGACUGGACUCCUGCUCCCUGCCGUCAGGAACCUAUUUCCCCGUGGCCUCGGAGGGCAGCGAGCCGACCCUGUUGCACACCUGGGCCUCAGCCCAGAAGCCCUACCUGAAGGAAAAGUCCAGCGCCACCGUGUACUUCCAGGCGGACAAGCACAACAACAUCAGAGACCUCAUUCGCCGCUGCAUCACCCGGACCAGCCAGGUCCUGGCCAUCCUGAUGGAUGUGUUCACGGAUGUGGAGAUCUUCUGUGACAUUCUAGAGGCGGCCAACAAGCGUGGGGUGUUCGUCUGUGUGCUCCUGGACCAGGGAGGGGUGACGCUCUUCCAAGAGAUGUGUGACAAAGUCCAGAUCUCGGACAGCCACCUCAAGAACAUCUCCAUCCGGAGUGUGGAAGGAGAGGUGUACUGUGCCAAAUCAGGCCGGAAGUUCGCCGGCCAAAUCCAGGAGAAGUUCAUCAUCUCGGACUGGAGAUACGUCCUGUCGGGGUCGUACAGCUUCACCUGGCUCUGCGGACACGUGCACCGGAACAUCCUCUCCAAGUUUACGGGCCCGGCGGUGGAGCUGUUCGAGGAGGAGUUUCGCCACCUCUAUGCCUCCUCCAAGCCUGUGAUGGGCCCAAAGUCCCCCAGGCUGGUGGCACCCCUGCAGCCCCGAGCAGGCCGCAGCCCCCCGCCCGGCCGCCUCAGUGGCAGUAGCCGCUCCGCCAGCGACCACACGUCCUCCAACCCCUUCAGCAGCCACUCGACAGGCAGCAAUCCCCAGAACCAGAGUCUGUCGGCGUCCUCGGGGCCCAGCAGUCCCCUGGCCCCCAACCCCGCUCUGCCCCUCAGGCUUCAGCCCCACCCUGGCCCGUGGGGGGCCCUGAGCCCACAGGCCCCCUUCUCCCUGAGGCCCCACGACAGCUCGCCAGCUCCCUACAGCAACCUCAACGCCUACAGGCCCACGCGGCUGCAGCUGGAGCAGCUGGGCUUGGUGCCCAGGACGGCCCACAUCUGGAGGCCAUUUCUACAAGCCUCCCCUCAUUUCUGAUGGGUCGCUUCCCCCAGCAGCCCUCCCAGGGGGUUGCUGGACAUGCCAGGACUGUCUGGCCCAAGGACCUCCACCUCAAUGACUAGCAGCUUUGAACUUGCUUCUCUUUGAACUAAAAGUGC
Messenger RNA from Mustela erminea (ermine), 1601 nucleotides. It is a transcript of the gene SACK1A, whose product is annotated as family with sequence similarity 83 member A. Gene Ontology annotation, biological process: epidermal growth factor receptor signaling pathway. NCBI's taxonomy places the organism in Eukaryota, Metazoa, Chordata, Mammalia, Carnivora, Mustelidae. The transcript has 4 exons. The record is from RefSeq and is a predicted model, not a curated record. Bases 172 to 1479 code for a protein of 435 amino acids.